CGCUGCGCUCGUAAUUUCGUGCGCUCUCUUUAAAAAGUUACCUAGCAGCUCUUCUCGCCAUCUCCCUCCCCCCCUGCCGUGUGCAUUAAAUAAUACCUAACCAGGGGCGGCUGCAGUGGCCGGUGACCGAUGCUUCCCAGAACACAUAAAGAAGAGAUGCAGGACAAAUGACAACGAGUGACAAAUAUAACAAACUGUACUCAAUAUAUCAUGUUCAUAUUUGAGAUACGUUAGAGAUACUACAAUAAUAUUAAUAUUUAAGACAAAGAUUGUUCCGACAAUAACGAGAUGUGAAGUAUAGUUGAAGUAGGUUUUUAUAUGAAAUGUUCUGUGAGGAUUAUUGACAUGAUGACGGGGUGCUCCGCUCGAGCGAGAUCGGUUGCCAUGGAGACCGGGGGCCUGCCGCUGGUUUCUACAUUUGCCUUGUUGACCAUCGUCGCUGGUCAACUACAAGUGUCGGGGUAUAACGAAAAGGACCCGGAGUUCCUGUCACCCUUGGAAAACUUAACGGUAGCGCAGGGCAGGGAGGUGUACUUCACAUGUACUGUUAACAGGCUGGGCAAGUAUAAAGUAGCGUGGAUAAAGUCGGACACGAAGACGAUCCUAGCGAUCCACACUCACAUGGUGACGCUGAACCCGCGGCUGUCCGUCACCCACAACGGCCACAACACCUGGAAGCUGUACAUCAGCAGCGUGGAGCCGGAGGACUCGGGCACAUACAUGUGUCAAGUGAACACGGAUCCUAUGAUGAGUCAGAUGGGUCACUUAUACGUGGUGAUUCCCCCUGAGAUCACGGACGACGGCGGGUCCGAGGCGAGCGCGCUCGAAGGCGGAGCGGUGGAGCUCCGCUGCACGGCUACGGGCGUGCCCGAGCCCACCAUAUCGUGGAAGCGGGCGGGGGGCCGCAACAUUGUCAUUCGGGAUGACAAAGGGAAGCAGAUCAAAGUGACGGACGUCUUCAAGGGGUCGACGCUGUCGCUAAAGGGGCUGCAGCGCAGCGACAUCGGCACGUACCUCUGCAUCGCGGCCAACUCCGUCCCGCCCACGAAGAGCCGCCGCUACGAGGUCUCUGUGCAUUUCAAGCCGAGCUUGGAAGUGGAGCAUCCAGUGGUGAUGCGGGCCGCCGACAAACAAGUGACGCUGCAGUGCCUCGUGGAGGCCUCGCCCAAGUCGCUCAACACUUGGCAGCGGGACAAAUCACCUAUCGGUGGCAAGCUAAUGAACAGUUCGAAGUACAUGAUAUCGGAGGAGGUGAUAAGCGAAUACGCGCUGCGUAUGAACCUGACCGUGACGCGGCUCAAGAAGGGCGACUUCGGCGAAUACUCGUGCGCAGCGGCGAACGCGCUGGGCCGCGCUGAGGGCGUCAUCACUCUCAAAGAAACGCCGCAGCGCACAACCACAACAACUACGACAACAACGACGACGACAACGACAACGCCCGCGCCGACGACAACCACGAGCACGACGACGCGGCCGCCCAAGCGCCACCACAAGAACCAGAACGUCAUCGUCGACGACCUGCGUCACGCCGACCUCGGCAACGCCAUCAACACUUACAGCGCGUUCGCCCCGCCCAACAACUCGCACAACGAACACGCGCAGCGGACAGACAGGAAGAAAGCUCGCCCCUCCGGCCCUCCAUACGUACUCUACAAUGGACGCACCACGCGACUGAAGCCCUCGCUCGCGUUAGCCCUACUUAUCAAACUAUUUGUAUAAAUUUUACCUUAGUGAUAAAAUAUGGCUGUUGAAUUUUGUAUUACAUAUUUUGAAGUUGUUAGAAUGGUUGCCCAUUAAAAUCGUUGUUUAGACGUUAUCGGUCAGGCUUAAUGUUGAAUGCCUUGACUGGAAAUGAAGACAAUAAAUAAUGAGAGGUCGAAUUUUUGUUCCACCAUAAUUGCUAUCUCCUGAACAUUCAAUUAAUGAUGAUGAUGUUCGCAGUUAUAAUGUAUCAUUUAAGACACCAUAUCAGUCAAACGUCAGUUUUUAUACACGUUUGACAUUUUAUUUUGAGUAGUAGUUAAUGUUUUUAAUAUAGAAAGUGAUAAUUUCGUAACUCGACAAUAUAAAUCUGAAGUUUUAAAAAUCUUAUUUUAGACUACAAGUGCUGAAUGUUAUAUUACUCGUUGUAAUAAGUUAACCGUUAAUAUGAUAAUGUUUAGCGCUAUUUUCAUAAUAAUUAUGACAAUACGAUUAUGAAUAAAGACAAUAGCUGUAGAAUAAGAAUGUAUAGAGACCAAGUUGUUUAAACGAACGUAUAAAUGCAUGUAUUGUAUAGUCAUAAUGUAGUAACUACUCUAUAAUGUAUGUAGUCGAUUUUUGGGUUGAGCUAUUCGUGAAUGGAUUAACGGAUCGAUAUCGAACCACUUCGAGUAUUUUUUGUAAUAUGAUGUAGAAUAUGUACAAUAUUUAUUAAUAGGUAUACGCAUUAAUACCAUAUGAUAAAAAGUAUCCACGGUUUGGUUCUACCAUGUACUAAACGUGGACAUUAAAGUUCUAUAGAAAUUAUAUUAGUUACCAAAUUUUAUUAAAGAUAUUUUUGUUUAGAUAAUAAUAGAAUUCAUAAGAUUUGUGUUAUUCUUUAAGAAAUAUUAACGACUACCUAUCUAAAAUAUCUGAAAGUAAUCUUAUAAUAAAUUUAUGUCUUCCGGAUAGUGUAUUUAAAAUAUAAAUUCGGCUCAUUUAAAUUUAUACACCUAAGUUUAAUAAUCGUAGAAAGAGGAGUUCCUUUUGGACUUCUUAUAUUAUGUAGAAAUAAUUAAUGAGGAUGAAUUUAUUGUAGAAAUAGAAGGCGUGCGUGUACAUGCACUUUUGAUAAGGGAAAGCUAAAUAAGCAUAACGUCGAUAUUUACUACCAAUAGAAAAUAUGUUAUUAUAUUGCAUUCGCGUAGUUAUUAUUAUAAAGACGCCUCGACGGUGUUUUGUUUAAUACAGAGAUAUCAUUUUGGAUACAUCGAAUCAUGAAUUAAAAAAGAUUUAACGUAUUAAAACUUUCAAGAAUUUUUAUACUACUAAUAACUACGGUAACUACUGACCAUUUGAUUUUUUUUAUACCAACAAUAAUUAAAAAAAAAAAGUUACCGUGUCGAAGACGGAUUAUUUUUAAGCAUUUAGUAAAAUGCUGUAUUUGUCUGACUUAUUGUCUGAUGCUUUCGUCAUUGAAAUAUGUAAAAAGUUUCAUUACUUAAACUUCACUACAGGGCAGUCCAAAUCUUAAAAAUCAAUAAUGAUAUAUGUAUGUAGCAAACUUUUGUAAAUUUCGAGUUUAGACUUUUCGUUUAGAAAAGAUUUUAGUGACAUUAUCCAAAGUUUGUACACUCCAGCCGGCGUAUCCUAUGCGUAUGCUUGCAAUUUUAUCACUUUUCUUCGUGGAUAAAGCAAAUAAUCUGAUAAAAUUGAAAGCAUAAUAGCCCUGCAGCAUUUGCCAUUUAUUUAUUUAUUUCAUUUCAAUUAUGAAAUUGUAACGACCAAUUCGUAAGAUUAUUUUAUUAAUGCAAAGGUUUGAACCGCCCUAUAUGUCCAAUACAACAAAACCGUAAUGCUGUGUUCAUUACAUUACCUUACUCGUGCCGUGCCGUCAUAAUGUCGCUGCUGUAUCUGUGAAUAUCCUUGAUCAGAAUAAGUGAUGAUACUGAUGAUGGACUGAAAAUAAUGUCAUGUAACGUUGCACAUCGGUCAAGUAUGGUUUAAUAUAGGCAAAUAUUUAUUAGAUCUAGAUACAAUUGGAGUUGGACAUUUCUGAGUCAAAAGUGACUAGUUGUUUGAAACAAGGUAAUUUUUGACGAAGGCACGUCCGAUCCAUAGCGUAUCUAAGAGAGCUAAUAUUUGACGUAUAUUGAAGUUAUAAUCGCACUGUUAGUCGUGGGAAAAUAGAGACAGCGGCUGCAAUACAACGUUGCAACGGUUAUACUGCUGUCUAAAACGUUAGCUCCAAUUAUAUUCUUGGCGUUAAUUUUCAUUAAUGCAACAUCGUCAACUGUCUCGUGGAAUGUGGAAAAUAUAUACUCAUUGUAAAAAACUAUCUACUUAGGACUUACUUAUCUCAUCUGACUUGAUAUCAAAUGCAUAUCUUGCAAAAUAUUAUAUGAUGAUAUUGAUGAAUCAAACAACUUUGACAUUGAUAAUUUACUAUACAUUUUAUUCAAUACAAUACGCUCUAAUAAUAAACAAUAAAAUAUGUUUCGCUUAUAAAGUAGUCGUAAUGACAAAAAUACCAUUUAAUUUUAAUGACAAUAAAGUUUGACAAUCAUUAUUGUAUUCGUAAUUAAUAUACAAAUAUCAUGUUAAACCAAUGACAUUAUGAAUGCGAAUCUAUUUAUCAGUGUUAACUUUAAGAUGUUGAUAUCAUUUUAUGACA
Molecule: messenger RNA, 4357 nt
Organism: Leguminivora glycinivorella
Lineage: Eukaryota; Metazoa; Arthropoda; Insecta; Lepidoptera; Tortricidae
Product: lachesin-like
Exons: 9
Coding region: 319-1719 (466 amino acids)
Cellular component (GO): neuron projection
Source: RefSeq, a predicted model, not a curated record